CCAAAAAACCGCGCCUCACACUUGCCAGGAUUGCCAAAUAUUCCUGAAAAAUAUACCUGCUAUUUAUGGCAUGUGGCUUGUAACUUUACUCCUGUUGUACUCUCUCCAAGAAGUACACAGUGAGGAUGUGGGCUCUACCAGGCUGUACUUUGUGAACGCCUCCCUGCAGAGGGUAACCUACUCCAGCUCGGUGGGGGUGUCCCUGCCCUGUCCUGCAGGGGGCACCCCCAGUGCCAUACUGCGCUGGUACCUGGCCACCGGCGACGACAUCUACGACGUGCCCCACAUCCGCCAUGUGCACGCAAAUGGCACCCUGCAGCUGUACCCCUUCUCGCCCUCUGCCUACAACAGCUACAUCCACGACAAUGACUACUUCUGCACCGCCGAGAACCAGGCCGGCAAGAUCCGUAGCCCCAACAUCCGCAUCAAAGCUGUUUUCAGGGAGCCCUACACGGUGCGGGUGGCAGACCAGCGCUCCAUGCGGGGCAAUGUAGCCGUGUUCAAGUGCCUCAUCCCUGUUGCCGUGCAGGAGUACGUCAGUGUCGUGUCCUGGGAGAGAGAUACCGUGUCCAUCGUCCCAGGUAACAGGUUCUCCCUGACCUCCUUCGGGGCUCUUUACAUCUCUGAUGUUCAGAAGGAGGAUGCCCUCUCCACAUACCGGUGCAUCACCAAACAUAAGUACAGCGGCGAGACCCGCCAAAGCAAUGGAGCCAGGCUCUCUGUCAUGGACCCCAACGAAUCCUCACCCACCAUCCUGGACAGUUUCCAAGCAGGGGAGGUGUACGCUGGCCAGAGUAUCGAGCUCCCCUGCAUAGCGGGAGGUUACCCCAGCCCAACUGUGCGCUGGCUGAAAGACGGUCGCCCUCUGCCCUCGGACGCCCGCUGGACACGGCGUUUGACAGGGCUGACCAUCAGCGACCUGAGGCAGGAAGACAGCGGCAGCUACGCGUGUGAGGUCACCAACAGUUUUGGCUCCAAAGAGGUGUCUGGACAGCUUCACGUUAUAGAUCCGCUACUUGUGACCUUGUCCCCCAAGAAUCUGAAAACUGGCAUUAGCAGCACCCUGUUCUUCACCUGCACAGUGGAGGGCUCUCCAGAAUACACCAUCAACUGGUACAGCAACACUGAGCCCAUUGUCCCUGACCAGCACAUCUCCAUCCAGGGACAACACAACGACACCCUGCAGAUCACUGCAGCGCAGAAAUUCCACUCUGGGGCCUACCAGUGCUUCGCCUCCCGAAAGGGUCACACUGCUCAGGACUUUUCCAUUAUUCUGUUAGAGGAUGGUACUCCUCGUAUUGUGUCUUCCUUCAGCGAGCGGGUGGUGAAUCCUGGCGAGCCUUUCUCCCUCAUGUGUGCUGCCAAAGGAGCCCCGCCGCCCUCCAUCACCUGGACCCUGGACGACGAGCCUGUGGUACGAGACUCCACCUACAAGACCAGCCAGUACACCCUGUCGGACGGCCUGACCGUGUCCCACGUCAACGUCAGCAGCCCGCUCAUUCGAGAUGGGGGAGUGUAUCGUUGCGUCGCACGCAACUCGGCCGGUAGCGCCGAGUACCAAGCGCGCAUAAACGUAAGAGGUCCACCCCGAAUCAGACCCAUGCGAGACAUCACCGCAGUGGCGGGUAGGAAUACCUACAUAACAUGCCGUGUGAUUGGCUACCCAUAUUAUUCCAUCAAGUGGCUGAAGGACGGCAUGCAGCUGCCUGAUAAUCAUCGUCAAGUGCUGUUUGAGAAUGGCACCCUGAGGCUGACCGACGUGCAGAAGGGCGCGGACGAGGGCACCUACUUGUGUAGCGUUCUGAUCCAACCUCAGGUGUCAAUCAACCAGACGGUCCAUGUCACGGUCAAAGUGCCACCGCUCAUCCAGCCCUUCGAUAUCCCCUCUACCUCAGUGGGGAAGCUCAUGUACAUCGCCUGUGUGGUGUCAUCUGGGGACAUGCCCAUACGCAUCACCUGGCACAAAGACGGCCAGCUCAUCGUGCCAGGCUCAGCAUCUGGCGUGGCAAUAGAGACCAAAGAGUUCAUGAGCUCCCUACAAAUCUCCAAGGUGACACUGAAACACAACGGAAACUACACCUGCAUCGCCAGCAACGCCGCCGCCACUGUCAGCUGGGAGAGACAGUUGAUUGUUACUGUGCCACCCCGCUUUGUGGUGCAGCCUAACAAUCAGGAUUGUAUCUACGGCAAAGCUGGAGUUCUCAACUGCUCUGUGGAGGGUUACCCACCUCCAAAAGUCAUGUGGAAGCAUGCCAAAGGUGUGGGAAACCCUCAGCAGUACCACCCAGUCCCACUAACAGGCCGAAUCCAGAUAAUGUCAAAUGGCUCUCUGCUCAUCCGGCACGUGCUUGAGGACGACCGAGGGUACUACCUCUGCCAGGCCUCCAACGGAGUGGGCUCAGACAUCAGUAAAAGCAUGAUCCUCACUGUCAAGAUUCCUGCCAUGAUCACCAGCCACCCAAACACCACAAUGGCAAGGAAAGGCCAAACCAAGGAGCUGAACUGCACAGCGAGGGGGGAGCAGCCCAUCAUCAUCCGCUGGGAGAGAGGAGACACAGUCAUCGACGCAGAGAGAAACCCCCGCUACUCCAUCACCAUCAACAAGAAGGGCGAUGAGGUCAUCUCCACCCUUAAGCUGAACCCAGCUGAGCGAGGAGAUUCUGUCUUCUUCUCGUGCCAUGCCAUCAACUCCUAUGGAGAGGGACGAGGGCUCAUCCAACUCACUGUGCAAGAACCACCAGAUCCCCCUGAACUAGAAGUGAGGGAGGUUAAGGACAGGAGCAUGAACCUCCGGUGGAUCCAGAGGUUUGAUGGGAACAGCAUCAUCACCAGCUAUGACAUUGAGUACAAAAACAAAUCAGACUCCUGGGAUCAUAUGUACACAACCAGGAACAUCUCACCCACCAACAACCAGGCCAACAUCGUAGAGCUGCACCCAGCCUGUGUUUACAGCAUCCGCAUGUAUUCUUACAACAAGAUUGGCCGCAGCCUUCCGAGCAAAGAACUCACAAUCAGUACCGAGGAAGCACCACCCGACGGACCACCGAUGGAUGUAAUCCUCCAACCAAUGACGUCUCAGAGCAUACGGGUUACAUGGAGGGCUCCAAAGAAGGAGCUGCAGAACGGGGUGAUCAGAGGCUACCAAAUCGGCUAUAGGGAGAACGGUCCAGGCAGCAACGGCCAGUACAGCAUAGUGGAGAUGAAAGCUACAGGAGACAGUGAAGUGUACACCUUGGACAAUCUUAAGAAGUUUGCCCAGUACGGGGUUGUGGUCCAGGCCUUCAACAGAGCUGGCACGGGUCCAUCCAGUACUGAGAUCAACGCCACCACAUUGGAAGAUGUGCCCAGUGAGCCUCCUCAGAACGUGCGAGCCAUCUCUGUGACGUCAGACGAAGCGGUGAUCACAUGGGCAGAGCCUCCACGGCUGACGCUCCACGGUGUGCUGAAAGGCUACCGGGUUGUGUUUUGGUCCCUCUUCCCUGACGGAGAGUGGGGAGAGAUGCAGAAUAUCACCACCACUAGAGAACAGGUGGAGCUGCGAGGCCUGGAGAAGUUUACCAACUACAGCGUUCAGGUGUUGGCCUACACACAGGCCGGGGAUGGAGUCCGCAGCAACGUUCUAUAUAUCCAAACCCGAGAAGACCUUCCUGGUCCACCAGCUGGCAUCAAGGCAGUUCCCUCUUCACCAAGCAGUGUGGUGGUGUCCUGGUUGCCACCUCAUAAACCGAAUGGUGUUAUCCGCAAGUACACCAUCUACUGCUCCAGUCCAGGGUCUGGACAGCCGGCGCCCAGUGAGUACGAGGCCAACCCAGAGAUGCUGUUCUACCGCAUCACGCACCUUUCCCGUGGUAAACAAUACCACAUCUGGGCUGCAGCCGUCACGACAGCGGGUCGAGGCAACAUCAGCUCAAAGGUCAUCGUGGAGCCUGCUGGGAAAGUCCCCGCUAAGAUUCUGUCCUUUGGAGGCACAGUGACCACACCCUGGAUGAAGGAAGUGCGUCUGCCCUGCAGCUCAGUGGGGGAACCCGCACCUACAAUAAAAUGGACCAAAGACAGUGACGACUCGGCCAUCCCAGUAACUGCAGACAGCCAAAAACAGAUCCUGUCCAACGGCACGCUGGUGCUUCGUUCAGUCAAAGCAGAGGAUUCUGGGUAUUACACCUGUACGGCAACUAACACUCUGGGCUUUGACACCAUCAUAGUCAACCUGGUGGUGCAAGUUCCUCCUGAUCAGCCUCGUUUGACCGUCUCCACCACUUCCACCUCCUCCAUCACCCUAGCCUGGAUCCCCGGGGACAAUGGGGGAAGCUCCAUCAGAGGAUUUGUGCUUCAGUAUUCUGUGGACAACACAGAAGAAUGGAGAGACGUAUUUAUCAGCUCCAGCGAACGCUCCUUCAGGUUGGACAAUCUACGCUGUGGAACCUGGUACAAGGUCAAGUUGGCCGCCAAGAACAGCGUGGGCUCAGGGCGCAUCAGUGAGAUCAUUGAGGCCAAGACACAUGGACGAGAACCUGUGUUCAAUAAGGACCAGCCGCUGCUCACCCACAUCAACUCCACUCAUGCAGGCCUCAACCUGCAGGGCUGGACUAGUGGCGGCUGCCCAAUCACAGACAUGAUGCUUGACUUUAGGCCUAAAGGCACCUGGGCCUGGCAGAGCCUCAAGGCUAACUCCACAACUCAGCUCUUCCUCAGUGAGCUGCGGGAGGCCACCUGGUAUGAGCUCAAAAUGAAGGCCUGCAACAGUGCCGGGUGCGGCAACCAGAGCUCCCAGUUUGCAACUACAGACUACGACGGCAGUACAAUCCCACCCAUUAAAUCGGCUCGUGGAGAAGGGGAUGACGUGAAAAAGCUGUUCUCUAUCGGCUCUCCUGUCAUCCUGGUUACCCUGGGCGUUGCUCUGCUCUUCAUUAUCCGCAAGAAACGCAAAGAGAAGCGGCUCAAACGACUUCGAGAUGCAAAGAGCCUCGCUGAGAUGCUUAUCAGCAAGAACAAUCGCAGUAUAGACACUCCAGUGAAGGGCCCACCUCAAGGACCACGGCUCCACAUCGACAUCCCUCGUGUUCAGCUGCUCAUUGAGGACAAGGAAGGAAUCAAACAGAUAGGAGAGGACAAGGCAGCUGUUCCUGUGACAGACACCGAGUUCAGCCAAUCAGUGAAUUCACAGAACUUCUGCACAGGCGUGUCUCUGCACCACCAAGCUCUCAUCCAGAAUUCAGGGCCUUUGAUUGAUAUGUCAGACAUCCGCCCAGGCACGAAUCCAGUGUCCAGGAAGAGUAUAAAAUCAGCGCACAGUUCGAGGAACAGAUACUCAAGCCAGUGGACACUAAGCCGGCCGAGUCAGAGCCAGUCAACAGCCUCGGCACGAACUCUGACCUCAGACUGGCGGACGAUGGGCUCUCAUGGCAUCACAGCCACUGAGAGUGACAGCUACAGUGCAAGCCUCUCACAAGACACGGAUAAGGGUCGCAACAGCAUGGUGUCGACAGAGAGCGCCUCCUCCACCUAUGAGGAGCUGGCGAGGGCCUAUGAGCACGCCAAGCUUGAGGAGCACCUGCAGCACGCCAAGUUCACCAUUACAGAGUGUUUCAUCUCCGACAGCUCAUCGGACCAAAUGACCACGGGCACCAAUGACCCGGCAGACAGCAUGACCUCACUGAGCACGCCGUCUGAGCCGGGCAUCUGCCGCUUCACUGCCUCACCACCAAAACCGCAGGACUAUGACCGUGGUAAAAAUGUGGCUGUUCCCAUUCCCCACCGCGCCAACAAAAGUGAAUUCUGUAAUCUUCCCCUUUACAUGAAGACAGACCCUUUUUUCCGCAAACAAGGGGAGCUGCAUGACCCGUGCCCAGCUGUGCCACCGCGAGAAGCCUCAAUUCGCAGCCUGACGCAGCGGGCUUAUCACACCCAGGGUCGUCACAAGACUCUUGACCCUUCCAAGCAGCAGGCACUGACGCUGGGCCACUCUGGGCUGGGCAGCUUGGGGGUGAACUCGGGCACCGCCACCCUGCCCCAAAGGACUCUCACCAUGCCUAGCUCCAACACCGCAGCAACAGCCUCCACUUCCAGCACGGGCAGCAACCCCACCAACAGUAACAAAGUGGGGGGCUCAAGAGACUCGCUGCUCGAGAGCAGCUCCUCUGCACUGGGGAGACUCCAGAAACAGAGUGCAGGGGCAUACUCUAAAUCAUACACACUGGUGUAGCUGACUCUCCUGCACAGACUUGCAUUGCUGUCCCCUCUCCUCAGCUCGCCCUGCGUUGGUACUCUUCAGCCAGGGCCAAAAGGGGCAUGCAAACAUUUUACAUUAAACCCAACUAAUGGUGAACUGCCCAGCAUUCUGUCUAAUUUUACUCGGGAUAGAUCUUCUCCCAGACAGAGACCCAGUUUACCCUACUUUUCAUAUUCACCUGGGACUCUAUAAAAGAUUUACUAACUCCAACUAACAGUUCCAGCCGGCUGGUGCUCAGUUCCGCUCAUUUCCUGCGGAAAUUGCACAGCAAAAACCCAGGAAGUGAUUCUAUGGUCAUUUGGAAAUAUUGACUUUAAUUGAGGAGCUAAAGCUCUGUGUUUAUGAUGAUGAAGACUACGAUAGCCAGUAUGAAGCUGUGUGGCCAUUCUGUCUCUCAUACGUACACGCAUAUUGUCCUCCAUAGUUUGAGUAUUAUUGUCAAUUUGCAGGACUUCCAGUUAAGUUCCCUUUUCUUACUGUUUCUUUCCCUCCUUUGUGUCUCUUAAGGUCCCAAAUAGCUAUUGGCAGAAUGUUCUCCAAAUGGUGAAUCCAAAAGAAAUCAUUCAGGUUAACUUAUGUCCAAGAAUGUUAAAAGAAAAAAAAAUCUAUCACAUUAACUUUCUCCACACAUCUUUCUCUCUCCAGCUGAACAGUGUUUGACUUUUUAAAACAAUCAUGACAACCCAAAUGAGCCAGCUAUAAUUCCUCACAUUACAAAUAGAGAAUAUUUGGUAUUAUAAAGAAUUUACAUAUAUAUUUCUAUGUAGGUAUAUUAUUGACAUUUAAGUGAAAUUAUGACAAAGUAUAAAUGGUAUGUACUACAAUGGUGUAGUAGUAUUUACAGCAAUUUAAUGUUAAAGUCAAAUUUAAGAAUGAGACAAUCGCUCAAUCAUGAAAUUUAAUGAAAGAGAAAUUUAAAAAAAGGUUGGACAAAUGACAGAAAAAGUUUAGUAUAUCUACGGAAUGUUCUGUAUGUUUCUGUAUGUACACUGACUAAGAGAAGAGUGUUUCCUUUCGAGGCCACACGCUGAGGAAGGAAAAGCAAGCUAGGCUAGCAAGUUCUAGUGUCAAUUCCUGAAAAGGCAGGAAGGUUCUCUUUGCUGAGAUUGUUUGAUGGAGACAGUUAUUCUCCAUACUCACAUGGAGAUCAUUUUCCUCUGACGUCAUGCUAAGGGUUGGAAGUUCAAAUGCUUUUGUCGUGUCAAACAGCUGUGUCCUGUGUUCCAGCUACCUAUAGACGACACAUUAAACCACAUGGGCAUAAAGGCCUAGACAAAAUGUUAGCUAGCCAGCGACUGAUGCUGUCGUCAUAGCUUCUGCUGUUGUCUAUUUUUUUUAGUUGUUGAUCAAUUAAGAAGUGAAAUGAAAUUAUUUGGUCAGAUCCCCAACCUUUAUAUGACUUAAUCCUAGAAUACAGCAUAAAAACAUAGCAGCAUUUGAGCUUCACGCCCUGAGCGUGAUGUCAGAAGAAAAUGGCCACCGUGCGGAAAAGAUGUCAGAAAGCUUUCUGUAAAUGUAUUUAAGCCUGCUCAUGUCACUUAGACUGAGCCCGAGUGGUUGUUGAUUAUGAUAAGAUUUAGAAACCAAAUCAAAGUGAAUCCACAAAUAAGUUUUAUGUAGCGUAAAUGUACAGACUUGAGUUGUGUUUCAGAAUUAAAGGCUUCUGUAACAGAGACAAACAUCCUACCAACCUCUCAGCCAGCCACAGUGCCACUCAGCCGGUCUUCGCUCUUUAAGGAACGUGAUAACUAGCUGAAGGAAAUUCCAUCAUGAUGUGAAUGAAGUAAAAAUAUUAUAAUGUUGAGCGGUGUUAUAUGUCAGGGAGUUCAGUUUGAAAAAUUAUAUAAUAUUCACUCAAUUGAUAUCUUUGUUGUUGCCCUGUCUGAAGUACUGUAUAUGUCCCACUUCCUUUAUCUUCAUACCCCUCCAUUUUGCGCUAAUGUACAUUCACAAACGAACCUUUUGGAAUGUCUAUUUCAAACAUCUCCAUGAAAGUGUUAUGUGGUUUGUAUUUAUUUACACAUUUGCUUUGUUUGUUUGUUUAUUUGUUUAAGGAAGGGUGUUUCUAUUGGUCUCUUUAUUUUGAGUCAUAAUAUUCAUUUUUAAAUUUGUUUGGAUUUAUGUCAAAAUUUUGUUUCCAGGGGCCAAGCAGUACUAAAGUAUUUGGUCUGUGGCUAAAAUCAGUUCAGCCAGGUGAAAUCAGGGACUCGUAGCUAUUUUGGUCACACAAACAACUGUUGUGUAAAUACUGGACUGGAGUCAGUCUGUAAACCUUAAGCAUUCAGACUCCUGUCCUUUUUCCCGUUCCGAUAAAUUAAAGUUCAAAUUCACCCCCUUAAACUUACUAGACCCAUCAUCUCUACCUUUGUCAGUGUUGUUUAUAGAUUAAGUCUUGUACAUAAACACAGUUUUGUAUGAAGAGCUAUUUUCAGAUAAACCAGGGGACACAUCAGGGUUGAAUGCCCCAAUUUCAAAAUUGAAAUAGUAUCAAAAAUAAAUAUUUUACUUCUGAAGUGGGCAAAAACAUUUUUCUUUCCCUUUAUGUUUUUGAUACUAAUUUGUUGAAUUUUUAUUCUUUUUUUAAAGGUCUUUUAAUGUCGUCAUUUGUCCUGUUUACUUUUUUUUAUUAUUUUGUAUUUUGUUCAUCCUCAAAAAGUCAUUGCAUGCUUGCUAAAAGGGAAAAAUUGAAGGAAAAUAUGUAUGAAAAUCAAAAACAAACAAAAAAAAAUGUUGAGGGUAUCCCAAACAUUUGUUUGAGUUGCUUGUUAUAGCAAUUGCUUGUGUUCAAAAGUACAUUUUCUAUGAAAAGAAAGCAAAAACUAAAAAGAUCAUUCUAACACCUUGUGCAAUAAAGCUAUCUUUCAUA
Molecule: messenger RNA, 9095 nt
Organism: Labrus bergylta (ballan wrasse)
Lineage: Eukaryota; Metazoa; Chordata; Actinopteri; Labriformes; Labridae
Product: cell adhesion molecule DSCAML1
Biological process (GO): homophilic cell-cell adhesion; dendrite self-avoidance; axon guidance
Cellular component (GO): plasma membrane; axon
Molecular function (GO): cell-cell adhesion mediator activity
Source: RefSeq, a predicted model, not a curated record